Molecule: messenger RNA, 2883 nt
Organism: Nymphaea colorata (pocket water lily)
Lineage: Eukaryota; Viridiplantae; Streptophyta; Magnoliopsida; Nymphaeales; Nymphaeaceae
Product: pentatricopeptide repeat-containing protein At4g16835, mitochondrial-like
Exons: 1
Coding region: 59-2113 (684 amino acids)
Biological process (GO): RNA modification
Molecular function (GO): protein binding; zinc ion binding; RNA binding
Source: RefSeq, a predicted model, not a curated record
ACGCUGUUGGGAAAGAGGGAAGGAGGGAGAGAGGGAGAGGGUGUAAUGGAGGGCUGUUAUGUUGAUGAAAAGCAGGCUCGCUUUCCUCACAAUCGGUGAUGCCUCCACUUGCUAUUCUCCUUUCAACCUCCCUUCCUUCUUCUCUCUCUUCCUUCAUCCACUGCACCGUCACCGACACCACCGCUGCCGCUACCACCACCACCCUGCUCUACGCCAAAACCCCGGAAAGAAUGAAAGCUUCAUUGCUCGUAUUUUUUCAUCACCCACAGGAGAUUCCGACCCCAUUUCACCUGCCCACAUGGUUCCCACCUGUAAUGUGGCACCUUCGACCCUUUCUUCCAACCGGGCGAUCGCAGGGCACGUGAGAAGCGGAAACGUGGACACGGCAAAGAAAGUGUUCGACGAAAUGCCUGAGAGGACCAUCGUGACUUGGAACUCGAUGCUUGCAGGUUAUGCUAAACCCGGAAGUUUGGCAGCUGCACGCGAGUUUUUUGAUCGAAUCCCCCAUCCGGAUGUCGUCUCCUGGAACACCAUGAUGUCUUGCUACAUUCAGAACGGCGAGUUGGAAGCAGCAUUUGAGGUCUUCAACCGCAUGGCCGUCAAAGACACGACUUCUUGGAACACCAUGAUCUCAGGUUUGUCCCGAAGCCGUAGGAUGGAGGACGCAGUCCGUUUAUUUCAAGUGAUGCCGACAAAAAACGUAGUUUCAUGGAAUGCCAUGCUCACUGGUUACGUCCAGUGUGGUGACAUGGAGAAGGCAUCGAGUUUAUUCAAUCAGAUUCCCGCAAAAAACGUGGUUUCUUGGACUGCCAUGAUCAGCGGGUACAUGCAGCAGGGGAAAGUUGAAGACGCAAUCCAAUUGUUUGCUAAAAUGCGUGCCCCAAAUUUGGUUACCUGGAACGCCAUGAUGGCUGGAUACGUGCAGAAUGCUCGGGCUGAGGAUGCGCUGAGGCUGUUCCGCUCGAUGCUUGAGCGAAGAAUCUGGCCAAACCAAUCAAGUUUCAGUAGUGUUCUGGCUGGUUGUGGCAUUCUAGCUGCACUGGGGACGGGCAGGCAGGUUCAUCAAUAUGUUUGCAAGACUAAAUUUUGCUCUGAUACCACCACCGGUACAUCCUUGUUGAGCAUGUACUGCAAAUGUGGUGAGUUGGAGGAAGCACGCAAAAUGUUCGAGGAAAUGCCUACGAGGGAUAUGGUCACAUGGAACGCCAUUGUUGCAGGGUAUGCUCAGCAUGGAUUUGGUAGGGCCGCACUUUGUCUCUAUGAGGAGAUGAAAAGGAAUGGGGUCCAAGCAGAUGGUAUCACUUUCAUUGCGCUGUUGUCCGCCUGCAAUCACGCAGGGCUUGUGGACCUUGGCCGUUCAUAUUUCAAGGCCAUGUUACAUGAUCAUGCCAUUGAACCAAAGCCUGACCAUUAUACUGUCAUGGUGGAUCUGCUCGGCCGUGCAGGCCUUUUAAAGGAGGCCGUGGAUUUGAUUGAUACAAUACCUUUCCAACCACAUUCUGCUAUUUUUGCAACUUUGCUCGGCGCUUGCAGGACACACAGGAACAUGGAAUUCGCCAAGUAUGCGGCAGAAAAGUUGCUUGAGUUAGACCCUGAAAAUGCUGCGGCGUAUGUGCAGCUCGCCAAUGUGUACGCAACAAUGGGUUUGUGGGAUGAUGUCUCCCGAAUUCGACGGUUGAUGAGAUCAAAUGCAGUAGUAAAGAACCCAGGAUGCAGCUGGAUUGAAGUAAAAAAUCAGGUCCACGAGUUCAGAUCGAGUGACAGGUUGCACCUGGAGUUGACAUUGAUUCACAAGAAGCUAGACGAAUUGCAGAGGGCAAUGAAGUUGGCUGGUUAUGUACCUGAUCUCAGCUGGGCAUUGCACGACGUGAAAGACGAGCAGAAGGAGGUCAUUCUCUCCUACCACAGUGAGAAGCUGGCAAUUGCCUUUGGACUCCUCAAGACACCUGCUAGCACAAAGAUUAAGGUGUUUAAGAACCUUAGAGUCUGUGGGGAUUGCCAUACCGCAACCAAGUUCAUCUCUGCCAUUGAGGGCAGAGAAAUAAUUGUAAGAGAUGCGGUUCGGUUUCAUCAUUUCAAGAAUGGUAGUUGCUCAUGUGGAGAUUACUGGUGAACUGUGCACGUAUGCGUCUCAAGAGUGCCACAAGGACACAAAUCCAUGAAACUGUUAUAUCAGCUCAUUUCUCCUUUCGGAAUUAAUUAUCAGCCACUGAAGUCCUACGCGAGUUGCUUUGAUUGAGCAAUCCUUCUAAAGGCAAAGUAUUCGGGGAGUCAAACAGCUUGAGUGAGAGCAAGAUCUUUUCUGAAAAGAUCUUUUACGUUUCAAUGUCAUGAGAAAACUGCACUUGGGUCAAGAGACUUUGUCGCUCUCCUGGCAGCAUAAACCGCAAGGAAUUGGACUAGCGACCGACCUUAUACAAGCUGCUGCCAACCCCUCGGACUCCUCCUGUUGAAAAUGUUUUGCUGCUUGAUUUAGUGCAAACUUGUUUCUGGGUGUCAAUCUGUGUCCUUCAAACAUGUUGAAGUAUUUGGAUGGCUUCAGCUGUAUCGAGAUAGAUCUCCUUUUGAGGGCGAGGGGGCUCCCAGAAAGUGAUUCACUCCAUUCAUUCAUCUCUGUCGGGUGAGUAGUAAGAACCCACAGUUCAGAAAAGAAGUUUGAAGGCCCCCCAUUCUUCUGCCCCAGGGUCAUGGGCUGCCCAUUGAAACUUAAGUAGGGUACGGUACAUCUGUCAGCUGGCGAUCUCAUUGUUUACAGUCAAGGAAGUAGCACUCAUGGAAAUCACAGUGAUGAUGUAUUUUCUACCAACCGUUUGCCCGACCAGCUUUGCUAUGUCUCUUGGAGCCCCAUUCAUGCAACUCUUAAUGCAGCUUUUCCAUUUUCAA